Messenger RNA from Gopherus flavomarginatus (Mexican gopher tortoise), 1391 nucleotides. RefSeq names its product mitochondrial ribosomal protein L39 (gene MRPL39). The record is from RefSeq and is a predicted model, not a curated record. NCBI's taxonomy places the organism in Eukaryota, Metazoa, Chordata, Testudines, Testudinidae. Gene Ontology annotation, cellular component: mitochondrion. The transcript has 10 exons. The coding region runs from base 85 to 1032 and encodes 315 amino acids. Gene Ontology annotation, molecular function: RNA binding; nucleotide binding.
UCCUUGCGCCGCGGCUGGUGUUUCCAGGGGAGCCUGUGUCGGCGCGCGCUUGGGGAGGCCGCAGGCAGCAGCCGCCUCUGGGCCAUGGCCGCGCGCUGGGCGACCCGCAACCUGCGGAGCCAACACGCCCGGUUUAUUUCAACAGCUCCUGCUUCUCGACUGUCAACGGCUGAGAUUGUUCAGAUGCGCAAUGAACUCUUCACUAAGGAGAAAGAGAGACAGUUGUCUUUGUAUCCACGAAUUGAGAAGAUUGAAGUAAAAUAUGUUGGCAAAUCUCAUCCUGGCACUUCAUUUGUUAUGAACAAAGCCUUGUCUACUCCAUACAAUUGUGCCAUGCACUUAAGUGAAUGGCAUUGUAAGAAAUCAGUAUUGGCACUUGUGGAUGGAGAGCUUUGGGACAUGUAUCGGCCUUUGACCAAAUCAUGUGAAAUUCAGUUUCUUACCUUCAAAGACGAAAAUCCAGAGGAAGUGAACAAGGCCUAUUGGCGUUCCUGUGCCAUGAUCAUGGCAUGUGUGUUAAAGCAGGCUUUCAAAGAUGAAUACUCAGUCAGCCUGAUUAGGGCUCCAGAAGUGCCAGUGAUCUCUGGAGCUUUCUGUUAUGAUGUUGUUUUGGACAGUAGGCUUGAUGGCUGGAAACCAACAGAAGACAACUUCCGUUCUCUUACAAAAGAAGCAUAUAAUCUAAUUCACAAAGAUCUGCCAUUUGAAACAUUGCACGUUGAAGCAAAAGUGGCAUUAGAAAUGUUUCAGCAUAACAGGUACAAAAUGGAUUCAAUAGAACGGAAAGCAUCGCAAAAUCCUGAAGGCAUAGUGAAGUUACAUAGGUUUGGUGACUUCGUAGAUAUUAGUGAAGGCCCUCACAUUCCAAGGACAAGUUUUUGCUUCCAGUAUGAAGUGACAGCAGCCCAUAGUCUCCAAACCAGCCAGUCUGAGUCUAUACGAAGGUUUCAGGGUGUGUCUCUGCCAAUUCACUUAAAGGCUCAUCACACAGUAUGGCGAAGAUUGCGGGAAAGGUCUCAGAGACUGCCCUAGGAAUGUACCUGUUGGACAAUCAAAGGAGUUGCUCUAUUCCUAUGGAUCCCAAAUCAGAAUUCAACAUAUAUAUUUUAUACUAAUAACAUUUUAUCAAAGUAUUAAUUAAAAGUUAACUUGCUAACUUGAGACCAUGGGCGGAGACAUUAUGUAACCUUUUAACCAUUGACUAAUGUGCUAUCUUGUCUUACUGCAAAACCUAUCCCGGGAUGUGGAACUGCCUACCCUGUCACUUUCCCCACCCAUGGAAAAUCUAUAUAUUCUAUUGUUAUCAAUUGAUUGGCAGUGUCUCUGAGUCUAAUAAGCAACGUGACACUCCGCCAGCACUGUGUGUAAUAAACUCCUAUGCUUGGCUUCUA